Molecule: messenger RNA, 1984 nt
Organism: Lepisosteus oculatus (spotted gar)
Lineage: Eukaryota; Metazoa; Chordata; Actinopteri; Semionotiformes; Lepisosteidae
Source: RefSeq, a predicted model, not a curated record
AUGGUACUGUCGCUACUGUACUCCAUCAAUCAGACCAUCUGCCAGCGCCUGGACAACAUAGAAGCUAAGCUGCAAGCCCUGGAGGCCACUUCCAAGUCCCUGGAAGAGAAGCUGGACAUGGUCAUGAACAAGAACCAGGGGCCAAUCCAGGUGCCCAUGGUGGCUGGAUCUCCAUUAGGAGCCACACAAACCUGGAACAAAGUGCGCUGUGUGGUCCCCCAGACCAACGUCAUCGUCAGCAGUGACCGGUCGAAGGUGGCAGGACAGGAUGAAUCUGUUGCUCGAGGGACAGAGUCAUUGGAAAACCUACUCAGCAACACCGUCAGCGGACGCAGACAGAACACUAUUCUUGUGAAGGUCCCUGCGCCAGAGGACAGUCACAACGAGGAUGGCGAGAGCGGCUCCGAGGCCAGCGACUCGGUGUCCAACAGCGGUCAGUCCGGCAGCCAGGCAGCUGGUAACAACGUCACCCUCAUCACCCUCAACUCUGAAGAAGACUAUCCCAACGGCACGUGGCUGGGAGACGAGAACAACCCGGAGAUGCGCGUCCGCUGCCCCAUCUCGUCCAACGACAUGCUGCACAUCAGCACCAACUGCCGCACCGCGGAGAAGAUGGCCCUGACCCUGCUGGACUACCUCUUCCACCGGGAGGUCCAGGCCAUCUCCAACCUCUCUGGCCAGGGCAAGCACGGCAAGAAGCAGCUGGAUCCCCUCAUGAUCUACGGCAUCCGAUGCCACCUGUUCUACAAGUUUGGCAUCACAGAGUCAGACUGGUACCGCAUCAAGCAGAGCAUCGAUUCCAAGUGCCGGACGGCGUGGAGACGGAAACAGCGGGGUCAGAGCCUGGCGGUCAAGAGCUUUUCCCGGAGGACCCCGGCCACCUCCUCCUUCUCGGGCACAGAGGGGAUACAGACCACAGCAGCAUCCCCUACAGAAGGCCCAAGCCAGCAGACGCUGCACUACACCUUGGCCAACACACAGCAGGUCCAGAUUCACCGCAUCGGGGAUGAUGGCCAGGUACAAGUGAUCCCUCAGGGACAUCUCCAUAUUGCUCAGGUUCCCCAGGGCGAACAGGUGCAGAUCACACAGGAUAGUGAGGGCAAUCUGCAGAUACAUCAAGUCCAUGUUGGUCAGGAUGGACAGGUCCUGAGAGGGGCCCAGCUCAUUGCUGUGGCAUCUGCCGAUCCUACAGCCACCGGAGUGGAGGGGUCACCACUGCAGGCGAGCGACAUCCAAGUGCAGUACGUUCAGUUAGCACCUGUGACUGACCACACAGCCGCUGUUCAGGGGGCAGAGACUUUGACUCCCACCUUACAGUCAGACAUGGAGAUCAAGCAUGGAGCCAUCCAGAUCCAGCAGGGUGAAAAUGGAGAGGUUGUGCAGAUACAGAUGCCAGUCAACAGUGUGGGCAGCUGAGAGGACACAGCCAGCAUUCAGAAACCAGCGAUCUUGAGCCAUGGAUGAUAUAGGCCUAAAAGCAUGAAGCUAAUUUUGCAGGUUGGAAUAAAAAAACUGGACCUUCAGCAAUAACAACUUUCCCUUCCUAUUGGUCAAGGAGCAGAAUCCAAGCUUCAAAAUCCACAUUAGAGACAAACUAAAGGACACUGUUUUAAAUGUUCUUUCAAAGAGUCUUCUUCUAAAUUUAGCUAGUGCAUCUUCUGGCAGAAGAAAAAAUGAACACAGUGCAAUUUGGUGCAAACAGCUUUUCAAGUCACUUGAGACACAAAAAAGUACUAACUGUGCAAAAGCAAAUCUUGUUGAAAGGGUGCUACACUGAAUUGUAGUUCCCCGUCUUUUUUCAUUUUGUUGUGUCAUUUAUUUGAGUUUGUCUUCCUUUUUUCCAUAUUGAACGUACUUUACUGUGCGUAGAAGAGUAGGGGAAAGCUUAUGGAUAGAUAAAGUAAUGGAUUCAUUCAAAGGUUAGGACAUUUUUUUGUUUACUUAAUGGGAUUUCUUUAAGUGAAUAAACACACUUUUUGUUGUU